AAAUUAUUUGAUCUGUCAAUUAAAUACUGAAGUAUUAUAAAUGUGAACUUGGCCCACAAUCUAAAUGUUGAAAUAGAUACACAAUUUCCCUGAAGUUUGCACUACCAUUCCAAAUCACUCAACAUGAAAUUUCGUUUCCCACUACCAAACAUUUGUUUAAUCAUUGACCAAAGUCAAACCCUACCACUUCUGCACUAAAACCCCCCACUAUAAAUCUUGUUUCUCAUACAUCAAUUUAUUUCAUCUCAAAUAUUACAUUUCUUGUAAUUUUAUUAAUUAAGCUUCAAAUUUAUUGUAUUCAUAUAAUUAACAAUUAAAAUGGUGCAGGAAAAGAAAGUGGUGGAUCAAGUUUCGGGGUGGCUAACAUUGUUCGAUGAUGGCUCCGUUGACCGCACGUGGACCGGACCUCCACAAGUCAAGUUCAUGUCCGACGCCGUCCCGCCGCACCACCACUUCGUCGACGGCGUCGCCACCUCCGAUGUGAUCACCGACGGCGGCGGCCUUAAGCUCAGGAUAUACUUGCCGGAGAGGCAAGAAGGAGACCUGGAAAAACUACCACUACUCCUCCACUUCCCCGGCGGAGGGUUCUGCAUCAGUGAGGCGGAUUGGUUCAUGUACUACGCCGUCUACACGCGCCUCGCACGCGCCGCCAGGGUAGUGGUGGUGUCCGUCUACCUCCGCCGUGCGCCGGAGCACCGCCUCCCGGCGGCGUGCGACGACGGCUUCGCCGCCCUCCUCUGGCUCCGCUCCGUCGCCGGCGGAAGCUCCCACCAGCCCUGGCUAAGCGACAACGCCGACUUCAGCCGGGUUUUCCUCAUCGGGGACAGCUCCGGCGGGAACAUAGUCCACAACGUGGCGGCGCGUGCGGGGGAGGAGGACAUCACCCCGCUGAGGAUCGCCGGCGCCAUACCCAUCCACCCCGGAUUCUGCCGCUCACGGCGGAGCAAGUCGGAGCUGGAGCAGCCGGAGACACCGUUUCUGACACUUGACAUGGCGGACAAGUUCUUGAAACUGGCGCUGCCGGUGGGUGCAACGAAGGACCACCCGAUCACCUGCCCGAUGGGGGAGGCGGCGCCGGCGGUGGAGGAGCUGAAGCUGCCGCCGUAUCUGUACUGCAUGGCGGAUCAGGACCUGAUGAAGGAUACUGAAAUGGAGUUCUACGAGGCGAUGAAAAGGGCAAAUAAGGAAGUCGAGCUCGUGACGAGCCGCGGCGUCGGCCAUAGCUUUUACCUGAACAAGAUCGCCGUCGAUAUGGACCCGAAAACAGCUCAAGAAACUGAUAAAUUGUUUCAAAAGAUCAAAGAAUUCAUCCAAAACCUGCUUUGAGUUUCAAUUUGGUAUAUAUAUGUUAUCAAUAAUAUUUGGUUCAGCUGCCUUUUUAAUAAAUUUUAUGUAACUUUUGUAUGUGUUAUUGUUGGUUUCAGUCCUGUAAUAUAUAGUGUGCUGGAGCUCUGUUUCAUGUGUUAAUUUUGGUUUCAGUUUUAUGUUUUUAUUGAGUACAUGAAAAGUCAAAACUAUAGUGAAUUUAAUAAAAUUUGGUGCGAUGCACGCGGUUGGUGUAAAAUUA
Erythranthe guttata (spotted monkey flower) is the source of this 1567-nucleotide messenger RNA. RefSeq names its product putative carboxylesterase 17. The record is from RefSeq and is a predicted model, not a curated record. NCBI's taxonomy places the organism in Eukaryota, Viridiplantae, Streptophyta, Magnoliopsida, Lamiales, Phrymaceae. Gene Ontology annotation, molecular function: hydrolase activity.